AUGCACCACGUGAGCGAAUUCAUCCCAUACUCGCCUCAUGUACUGACUUCCAUUAGCUGUAUCGCCUACAAAGACGAAUGUCAUUAUGAUAAGCCCCCGUCUUUGGCCUACGUACGCUCUCUCGAGGAAGAGAUCCACGAGCUGAAGUCGCAACUCCGCCAAGUUCAGAAGCAGGUGUUGCUCAGCAAGAACCAGCAGAACGACGAAAGGAAACUCACUUCGGCUUCGCCAGCAAGCGACACCGCCGUCUCACACCAAUCCGGAAACCAAUCCCUUCGCAACCGUCAUGUCAAAUGGGAGGCUGAUAUCAGCGUCGAUGAUCAUGGGGGCGUCACCUUCCACAACUCAACCUCUGCCGUCCAUGAGCCGCCCAACAAUUCCGCCCUAAUGCCUAUGGGUAAGAUACCCGAUCAUUCAAUGCCGCAGAAUGAACAGAUGAAGCGAGAUCUUGUCAUGAAUGCCACUCAGCAGCGACAGAUGGAGCCUUUUGCGAUCGCCAACAGCGCUGUCAAGGUCAACAUCCCAAAGGAGCUGUCGCUCGAGCUGUUGAAGUAUCACUGGUGUUGGAUACACCCCUUGUUCCUCUUCGUCUACCGCCCGGCCUUUACGCGAGGUAUGGCCAUGAUCGACUACAACUCACAUGAUGCUCGAGACCCUCCUUACUUCUCCGACACUCUUCUGAAAGUCAUGCAUGCGCAUUGUGCGCGUUUCCUCAACCACGAUGUGUAUCAACAUCACUACCAAGCCACUGCCGAUGGUCGUAGUCCAAUCACUCAGACUUUCUCGGCCCAGGACUUCAUGCAAAAGAUGACGGAUGAGGCUCGGUAUGGUCUUGGGAUGGACAUGCUGCAGCCAAGUUCCAUACCUACCAUUCAAGCCCUGCUGCAACAAUCCGCGCGUGAAGUGGUGUUCGGGCGUUCGUCGCAGGCAUGGACUUUUGCUGGAGUUGCUUUCCGCAUGGCCCUCGACAUGGGCAUACAUCUACCUAGCGACCGAUUGCAGUCCUUUGUCAAGAGUUUGACGCCUGAGGACAUCGAGAUUCGGAAGCGAUUGUUCUGGAGUUGCUACACUUGGGAUAAAAUCCUUUCGCUGUACCUCGGGCGAAUGCCAGGCUUCACCCAUCCAGCGACUGAUGAUAUCCCCAUAUCGUUUAUGGACGACUAUUCAGACGCCGACCACUGGGCACCCUACUACGGGGAGACGCCGAAACCGGACCACGCACAUGCACCAAAUUAUCCUCCUUGUCCAGGAUAUGUUGUAUCGUGCUUCCAACAAAAUUGCCGCUUAUGCGUCAUUCUAAAUGACCUUAUGCAAAACAUCUACUCACCCGAAGCAGCCGCACGACGAGAUGACGAAGAGAACUCGGCCGAAGCCAAAGCCGCCAACGAAGAACCUUUCAUUCGUAUAUCUCGUGAUCUACGAGAGUGGUACAUUGCCUUGCCGCCGCAUCUCCGGAUCAACCCCGACCAGAUGCCUCGUCUUGCGCCUCCCGUGCACAUCAUGUCGCUCAACCUACUGUAUCAUACCACGGUCAUUCUACUUCAUCGGCCAGUGAUUCUAGGUGCUCGCGAUAUCAACGCUGCUGGCCCGUACCGCUCCUAUCAGACGUGUCUAUCUGCCACUGCUGCGAUCCACGACCUCCUCAUGUUGCAGUCUAACACUUUUGGUCUGAGCCAUGUCUCAUACCUGAAUGCUUACAGUGCAUACAUAGCUGCCACCAUCGCAGUCUUGCGCUUUGAGCGUGAGCAUAACGGCACCCAAGACCCAACCACCAGCCUUGACCGUGCCGGUCUUUCUUUGCUUCUUGAAGUGCUCUCCCGCACCGCCGCCGCCAUGCCGGCUCUCGAAAGGUCUCACGCCAUCAUCCAUAAACGCAUGCAAGCUGUCUUAGACCGCCAACCUCGUCGUCCCUCACAACCACCACCAACCGCCUCGCAGCCUUUCUCGCUUCCAACUACCCACGAGGCGACACUCGCGCAGCCCACUGCUUUCCAGACAAUCUCGAACGCAGCCAUCACACAGUCCUACGAUCCCAACAGCGGGUUCGUGGCCCCGAUCCCGUGGCAGAGCGACCUGCGAUCCUCGCUAUACCACGAGUCCGCGAAUGCCGCGCACAUGAUGGAGGAUUUCCUUCCCGCUUUCCCCGGUCAGCAGUUUCCGGUGGGAAGCGAGCAUAGCUUUGGCAGCGAUGUGGACACGCAAGCUCGGACCGCGCUGCUGGGAUACAGCUUGGAUCCGCAUCCAAGGUUGAACGCCGGAGACAUUGACUGGGGUCUCAUGGAAGGGUAUCACGGAACUAAUAAUGGAGGUGUAGGUGCAAUGUGA
Messenger RNA from Cyphellophora europaea CBS 101466, 2325 nucleotides. RefSeq lists its product as uncharacterized. Gene Ontology annotation, molecular function: zinc ion binding; DNA binding. The transcript has a single exon. The coding region runs from base 1 to 2325 and encodes 774 amino acids. Gene Ontology annotation, biological process: DNA-templated transcription. The record is from RefSeq and is a predicted model, not a curated record. NCBI's taxonomy places the organism in Eukaryota, Fungi, Ascomycota, Eurotiomycetes, Chaetothyriales, Cyphellophoraceae.